CAGGUGUAAACCGUUGUACAGAGAUAGUACAUAGCAUACCAAUAACAGCGAGGAUCGGAGUUCAUUGCGAUGGAGAUCCUCUAUACAGCUAGCUAGACAAGACCCCAUAGUCCUCGACAAUCUCAUUAUGGUCCGGCGGAUACAAGGAUGGGAUCCAGUACUGAUUAUCAGCCAGAUCAUAUCCCUGCAAACACUGCACUAUCUACUCCUUAGUCUGGUGAUACCACCCUUGGUCACCGUGCUCACCGAUGGGAACGCUCUAACAUAUGCGGGAGGACCGUAUAACAAGGGUUACGUGCUAGAUUGGCGAGAGAUCGCUAGCAGAACAACAGCAAAGAAGUUGCCUCGUGAACCGCCGACUGUAGAGAAGCGACAGAUCGCUUUAUCGACAACGGAAGCAGCACAAGCUUCUGGACGGAUAUUCAGAGGCUCACACGAGUCUUUACCAGCGGAGAAUGUGGACGUUGCCGUAGUCUCGUUCCUACAACGUUCUCUAUCGAGACGGGACAACGAACGGACGCACUACGCCGUCAAGGACGAAAAGGAUGACGAUUUCGAGGUUUGGGAUUAUGGUGUGAGCCGACGGAGAGGCUGGAUAUUAGCAGGAACAUGGCUCCUAGCAUGUUUCGUCGACAUCAUCCCUCUCUACUACCUCAUUCGCAAACCAACGCACAUCCUCGAUUUCUCCCUCACCCUACUCUUCAACCACGUCUUCAUCUCGACAUACAGUACAGGGUCAUUCCCUACGAGCUUGUUCUUCUGGGUGGUCAUGUUAACCGGGGCGAUCAUCAUGAUCGUCGGGGCCGAGCAGCUCUGCGUCAAGAGGGAGAUGAGCGAGGGACUCGGCGCCCAGUCUUUCGCACAGGAAGAACGGAAUCCGCUCCAGGCAGAGGAAUUCGAACUGGACGAGCGGUAGCUGCGAUACCCCUCUCUGCUUUUACUCAAACCGCUUGUACUCAGGUCUCCAACUGGAUGUCACAUUCAGCAAACUAUGCAUCAAUUAUUCAUCACCGGG
Messenger RNA from Filobasidium floriforme, 1015 nucleotides. RefSeq names its product integral membrane protein S linking to the trans Golgi network-domain-containing protein. The record is from RefSeq and is a predicted model, not a curated record. Lineage: Eukaryota; Fungi; Basidiomycota; Tremellomycetes; Filobasidiales; Filobasidiaceae. Gene Ontology annotation, biological process: protein localization to Golgi apparatus; Golgi to plasma membrane protein transport; Golgi to endosome transport. The transcript has 5 exons. Gene Ontology annotation, cellular component: Golgi membrane; trans-Golgi network. Bases 128 to 916 code for a protein of 262 amino acids.